GCGACGACGCUCUGUGGCAAAUCUUGUGUACUGCAAGUACACCUCCGCGAGCGUCACUUCCUUUUAAAAGAGCACCAGUAAAAUCGCACAGUACAAAUAUGAUGGUAUUUUUCUAGAAUAGUUAGCUUACUUAAUUUGUUGUGUUAAGGUUGAAUUAAAUUUUAUUAAGUAAAAAUAAUAAGUAUUUAUUUGCACUUCCGCUUUUAGUAUCGGUGUCCCAGCAUGCAGGUCAACGUUACUAGUUUUAUUUUCACUUUCUCAGUCGCAUUUGCAAUUGAUGACAUCUUUUGGCUUUCAAUUCCAUGCUGUUUAGCGACACGCUUUGGUUCAGGUGAUAUAAGCCCGAAAGGACAUGGCUAGAAAGGGACCGAUGCCACGGAGCACUGCUUCCUGCCUGUGUGUUCUCACUGCGUUCCUGUUCAGCUCUUCUGUUCUGUCCGCCGCUGCGACGGAACAAAGUGAUGGAGAGAAUAAAACGCCCUCCCCUCGAGCCACUAACGGUCAACCGUUUCCGUGGGACAAAAUGAGGCUUCCCGAAACGGUAUGGCCUUUGCACUACGACCUCUUCAUUCAUCCCAACCUGACCACCCUCGACUUCACUGGGACCGUUCAGAUCCAGCUAGAAGUGUUACAGGACACUUCAGUCAUCAUUCUGCACAGCAGGGACCUCCGGAUCUCCAAGGCGGCCCUCCUAGAAUCGAGCAGAAUCCUGCCCCUACAGGUCCUGGAGAACCCUGAGUUCCAGCAGGUGGCUCUCCAGGCAGAUGGCGUAACUUUUACCCAGGGCAGCAAGUGCGCCGUGUACCUGGAAUUCGCGGCUAAUCUCUCCGAGAGCUUCCACGGGUUUUACAAAAGCACCUACCGCACGAGCCAGGGAGAAGUCAGGGUUGUGGCCUCCACCCAGUUUGAGGCCACCAGUGCCCGCGCUGCCCUCCCCUGUUUCGACGAGCCUGCCUUCAAAGCCAACUUCUCUGUCCGGAUCCGCAGGGAGGCCAGACACAUCUCGCUGUCCAACAUGCCCAAGGUAAAGACGGUUGAGCUGUCCAGCGGACUGCUGGAUGACCACUUCGAUAUGAGCGUGAAGAUGAGCACCUACCUGCUGGCCUUCAUCGUGUCGGACUUCCUGUCUAUCAGCAAGAUGAGUCAGCAUGGAGUCAAGAUAUCGGUGUAUGCUGUGCCGGAGAAGAUUGACCAGGCUGAGUUUGCAUUGGAGGCUGCAGUGAGGCUUCUGGACUUCUAUGAGGAUUACUUUGAUAUUCCUUACCCUCUUCCCAAGCAAGACCUGGCAGCCAUCCCGGACUUCCAGUCUGGAGCCAUGGAGAACUGGGGUCUGACCACCUACCGGGAGUCUGCCCUCCUCUUCGACCCCAAGAAGAGCUCUGCCUCCGACAAGCUCGGGAUCACCAUGAUCAUCGCGCACGAGCUGGCCCAUCAGUGGUUUGGUAACCUGGUGACCAUGCAGUGGUGGAACGACCUGUGGCUGAACGAGGGCUUCGCCAAGUUCAUGGAGUUUGUGUCUGUCAACAUCACCAACCCCGAGCUGCAAGUGGAGGAUUACUUCCUGGGGAAGUGUUUCGAGGCCAUGGAGGUGGACUCCCUGAGCUCAUCCCACCCCGUCUCCACCGCCGUGGAAAACCCCGCCCAGAUCCAGGAGAUGUUCGAUGAUGUCUCCUACGACAAGGGAGCGUGCAUUCUGAACAUGCUGAGAGAUUAUCUCACGCCUGAGGCUUUCAAAAUCGGGAUCAUCCGUUACCUGCGCCGCUACAGCUACCAGAACACGGUCAACGCCCACCUGUGGGACAGCCUGACCGGCAUCUGCCAGUCAGAUGACCUGGAUGAAGGGAGGCUGAAAGGAGGAUUCUGUUCCCGGGGAAAGUCUGAGUCGGCAGCUUCCAAGUGGUUCUCGGAAGACGAGCUGGACGUGCGUGAGAUGAUGGACACCUGGACCCUGCAGGAGGGGUUCCCCCUCAUCAGUGUGGAGGUCAAAGGUCGGGAGGUCAGACUGAGCCAGGAGAGGUACCUUAAAAGCGAGGACCCCACACAGACCUCGGGCUUCCUGUGGCAGGUUCCUUUGACCUACAUCACCAGCCGCUCCCCCACCAUCCAUCGCUUCCUGUUGAGGACCAAAACAGACGUGCUGUACCUGCCUGAGGAGGUGGAGUGGAUCAAGUUCAACGUGGACAUGAGCGGGUACUACGUCGUCCAUUACGAGGGCAGAGGCUGGGACUCCAUCAUUCACCUGCUCCAGCACGACCACACGGCCCUCAGCAGGAACGACCGAGCCAGCCUCACCAACAACAUCUUCCAGCUGGUCAGCAUAGGGAAGGUCCCUCUGGACAAGGCCCUAGACCUGUCUCUGUAUCUGAGUAGUGAGACAGAGAUCAUGCCGGUGAUCCAGGGCCUCCACGAGCUGGUGCCCCUCUACAAGCUGAUGGAGAAGAGGGACAUGGAGGAGCUGGAGAACCAGAUGAAGGGCUACAUCGUGGACCUGUUCCAGGACCUGAUCGAUCGGCAGACCUGGACGGACGACGGUUCGGUGUCCGAGAGGAUGCUGCGUAGCUACCUGCUGAUGUUCGCCUGCGUCCGCCGCUACCCGCCCUGCGUCCGCACCGCCACCGAGCUCUUCCGCCAGUGGAAGGAGUCUGACGGCAACAUGAGCCUUCCCAAUGAUGUUAGCAUGGCGGUUUUCGCGGUGGGUGCCCGCACUGAAGAGGGGUGGGACUUCCUGUUUGAGAAGUACCGCCAUUCCCUGUACAUUUCGGUGAAGAGCCGCAUCAAGUCAGCCCUGUCCAUCAGCCCCCUCUCCCACAAGCUGAAGUGGAUGAUGGAGCAGAGUCUGCUGGGGGAGGUGAUGAAGACACAGGACCUCCCCCAUGUGGUGAUAACGGUCAGCAAAAACCCCAAAGGCUACAAGCACGGCUGGGACUUCCUGAGGGACAACUGGGGCACCCUGGUGAAAAAGUUUGACCUCGGUUCUCACUCCAUCUCAAACAUGGUGAUCGGAGUGACCAACCAGUAUUCCACCAGGGAAAUGCUAGAAGAGGUUCGGACGUUCUUCAACUCCCUGACGAAGGAGACGGGGGCGGAGCUGAGGUGCCUGCAGCAGUCUCUGGAGAGCAUCGAGGAGAACAUCCGCUGGAUGGACAAGAACCUGCCACUGCUCCAGGGGUGGCUGGACCGCCAGGGGGCAAAGCCGGGGGCCACGGCCCACACAGGGGCCUGAGCAUCUGGGGCCGGAGAAGAUGGUCCACGGACAUCAAGAAGAACAGAGAUACUGUGUUCACAAGGUGUGGGUUCAUUCCAAUCGCUUUUUUAAAAUCUGUGCUCAUCUCCUCGAGUGAUCUGGAAAUCGAUCAACGUCCGCCAUCUUUAAAGACAGUCCAGUUAAUGAAAUGCUCCUACUUGGAGGAGCGAGGAGGUUCCUGGAGGAGUCUUCAGUGAAGAUACACAAGCCCAGCCUUUAUGGAAGUCUUUUCAGAAGGCAUGAUGUGAAAUUAUCUACCUGUGGAUCCACCUCUAAACAUCUGCCACUUCUGUAACUGACAUCGCUUAAACUGCUGCUUGACUGAGCAUGGACGCUCCAUUUGCCCAGUACGUUUCCUCGAUUCCUCCAUCCUCGUAUGUCAUGCUUACAUCUCUUCCUCACACCCUCCGUUGGUUGGAGCUAAGGAAUGUGAAAAGGAAGGGAUACAAGCAAUGAAAGUAAACGAUUGGAAUGAACCCAUCACAUCAGUUAAAAAACUCUUAAGUGUCUUUGGAUAUCUGCAACAAUUUAAAUUUCCCCACUUUGGCAGUCACAGCAGUUAUCGUGAUAUCUGCGAAAAACCUAUUGAAUCAUGGGUAUUUAAUUAAUUUACUGUGAACUGUUUGUGUGACACUGAACAUUUUUAUGAAUAUGAAUUUGUGUUUCUUUCUUUUGAGUAGAAUGCUAAGCCUAAGUCUUCUUUUCAUUUUAUCUCCAUUUACUGAUGCUGUUGCACUGAUAAUCAUUCACAAAGACCCUGUUAGCCUCUCAUACCGGCCCUCUGUCCAAACCCCAUGACCGCAGAGCAUUCUGCCUUUCUUGCAUCCUUUUAUUGGAGUCAUAUUUUUGCUUUCUUUGUGCUGUUUGCUGUUACUGUCUGUGUGUGCACGUGGGAGAGAGUGUGCAUUAUUCUAAUUUCAUUUCUGUAUUUCCUUUUUUUUCAGUUUUUGAUUCAUGUUAAUUCAUUCAUAUGUACAACACACAGGUGAUUAUUGUUGUUUAGUUCAUUUGAACCGACAAAAAAUACUUAAGAAAAUCCAGGGGACAUUCAUAAGCUAUUCCCAUGGUUUCAGGAUCUUCCAUUAAUUUAACUGUUUUACUCUGCAGUCCACUUUAAGCUGUGCAGCCAUUGUCGCUGUUGUGCAGUAAGGCAGCGAGGUGUCGUGCCCACUGAAGCCCUGUUUUUCUGGCCAGCACUGUGGCCAGUUGUAUAGCGUCCUACAGAACUCAGCCACAGCUACACAGACAGUCAGGAUUCAGUAAAAGGCAGAUGUCUUCCU
Molecule: messenger RNA, 4524 nt
Organism: Conger conger (European conger)
Lineage: Eukaryota; Metazoa; Chordata; Actinopteri; Anguilliformes; Congridae
Product: endoplasmic reticulum aminopeptidase 1-like
Exons: 19
Coding region: 353-3223 (956 amino acids)
Biological process (GO): proteolysis; peptide catabolic process
Cellular component (GO): cytoplasm
Molecular function (GO): zinc ion binding; peptide binding; metalloaminopeptidase activity
Source: RefSeq, a predicted model, not a curated record